Molecule: messenger RNA, 1376 nt
Organism: Serpula lacrymans var. lacrymans S7.9
Lineage: Eukaryota; Fungi; Basidiomycota; Agaricomycetes; Boletales; Serpulaceae
Exons: 14
Coding region: 320-1255 (311 amino acids)
Biological process (GO): carbohydrate metabolic process
Molecular function (GO): hydrolase activity, acting on carbon-nitrogen (but not peptide) bonds
Source: RefSeq, a predicted model, not a curated record
AUCUCUACAAUGUAUUUUCUUUUCUUGGACAGCACGAUGUUCUACAGAUAUAGCUUGUCUUCUCAGGUUCCUCAGAUGUUUCUCCCAUGCUUUAUGGUCGAGUUCUUGGUAUAUGUCUUAGUCUUUUGACCCUUGACAUGGGAUGAUGUCUCCAGACAUCGGUCAGCUGCUACCCCUUAUCACAUAUAAUUUCUAACAAUAUCACCACAUCCUCUUUGUUCGUGCUUUCCCAAUUCUGCUUUAUCGAGACGCCAUUCACCGCCAUAAUACCUAUUCUCACCAACCCUGUAAGGAUCACCUUGAGGAUAGACAGGUAGACAUGCCCAGACGAGUGCUCAUUGGUUUUGGUAUUGACGUGGACGCAGUGGCAGGAUGGCUUGGCUCCUAUGGCGGAGAGGACUCUCCUUUGGACAUAUCCAGGGGCAUGUAUGCUGGAGAAGUCGGAGUGCCGCGAUUGUUGAAGCUUCUCGACAAAUAUUCUAUCAAAACUACUUGGUUCAUUCCUGGUCACAGUUUGGAAACAUUCCCUGAACAGAUGGCUGCUGUUCGCGAUGCAGGUCACGAAAUAGGACUCCAUGGCUACUCCCACGAGAACCCCGUCUCAAUGACCGUAGAACAACAAAGGGACAUCUUGGAUCACACAUACAAGUUGCUCACCGAUUUCAAUCAUGGCGUUCCACCCAAAGGUAGCGUUGCUCCAUGGUGGGAGACAAGUAAAGAAGGGACCAAUCUCCUGUUGGAGAAAGGAAUCGAAUAUGAUCACUCAAGUAUGGCACACGACUGUCAAGCAUUUUAUCUUCGUGAUCAAGAUACUUGGACAAAGAUCGAUUACAGUGCCAAAGCUCACACAUGGAUGAAGCCGUUGCAAAAGGGAAAUGAAACAGGGCUUGUCGAGAUACCCGCAAAUUGGUACUUGGAUGAUCUCCCCCCUAUGAUGUUCAUCAAGUCCAGUUCAAAUUCCCAUGGAUGGGUAAACUCCAGGGACGUCGAACAGCUGUGGAAAGAUAUGUUCACGUACUGUUAUAGAGAAGAAGGUGAUUUUAUCUUCCCUAUUACCAUUCAUCCAGAUGUUAGUGGCCGUCCUCAUGUUCUCCUGAUGCUGGAACGAUUCAUUCAGUGGGUUAACACACACGACAAUGUUCACUGGGCUACUUUACACGAAAUGGCCUCUGAGUUCAGAGCUAAAAAGGAGCCCGUCCCUGGGGCAAAGAUGCCCAAAGGGUUCCCGCAAUUGAAAGUGAAAAGUCGGCUAUAACAAAGAAAUGAAGCCUGAAGCAUCACUAACUAUAGGUUCUCGAGAGAUAUCCGUCGGCUGCCCGUUUGUGUACUUAUAGUAUCUUGUUCCUUGCUUAUGCCACUUCGUUCUUUAUCGUAAA